AAUCCUUCGUGUUUUUGCUACUAAAUUACUCUUUUCUUUUUAAAACCUUUUUUCCCCUUAUUUAUUGCAAGCGACUGCUUCAAGUUUCUCUCUCCUUUUCUCCAUCCUCGCUGCCAAGCUUCUUCCUGCAGGAGAGCUUUCAGGAAAAAUCUCGUUACUUCUUCGCCGAUGGCUUCAAAGCGGAUCUUGAAGGAGCUGAAGGAUCUGCAGAAGGAUCCUCCGACGUCGUGUAGUGCAGGUCCAGUAGCUGAGGAUAUGUUUCAUUGGCAAGCAACAAUAAUGGGUCCACCUGACAGCCCAUAUGCUGGAGGAGUAUUUCUAGUCACCAUCCAUUUUCCUCCAGAUUAUCCCUUUAAACCACCAAAGGUUGCUUUCAGGACAAAAGUUUUCCAUCCAAAUAUUAACAGCAAUGGUAGUAUUUGCUUGGACAUCCUCAAGGAACAAUGGAGCCCUGCGUUAACAAUCUCCAAGGUUCUACUCUCCAUCUGUUCCCUCUUGACUGACCCGAACCCAGAUGAUCCAUUGGUUCCUGAGAUCGCACAUAUGUAUAAAACGGACCGUGCCAAGUAUGAGACCACGGCAAGGAGCUGGACGCAAAAGUAUGCAAUGGGCUAGGCCAGGAUUGAUCAAUUCUGAUUUCCUUCUUAAUACUCUAUGCGGGGAGGUAUCUAUAUUGUUAUUUUUAUGUCACGAAUGUAAAAUUGUUUGUCCUUGUCCAUCAUCCUAUUGCUGAAACUUGGGAAGGAAAUCCCCAAUUGACUUGCUAGGAAGAAAUUAAGAAGAUGAAUGACAGAUUUCUGCUAAUGCAGCUUUUUAUUUUGCUUUCGUGUGUAAAUUAUGCGAAUUAGGUUUCUUGAUUUCAUCGUGUCAUGAAAGCAUUGAGGACGCAUAGUUUAGAAUUCCUGUAUGAUAUUAUUUUGUCAAAACAAAGAUGCUGGGCCAUGAAGGUAUAUUUAGCCAACAA
Molecule: messenger RNA, 964 nt
Organism: Dendrobium catenatum
Lineage: Eukaryota; Viridiplantae; Streptophyta; Magnoliopsida; Asparagales; Orchidaceae
Product: ubiquitin-conjugating enzyme E2-17 kDa
Exons: 5
Coding region: 169-615 (148 amino acids)
Biological process (GO): protein polyubiquitination
Cellular component (GO): nucleus
Molecular function (GO): ubiquitin conjugating enzyme activity
Source: RefSeq, a predicted model, not a curated record